Messenger RNA from Dioscorea cayenensis subsp. rotundata (Guinea yam), 671 nucleotides. Its product is annotated as acyl carrier protein 3, mitochondrial. Gene Ontology annotation, molecular function: acyl binding; acyl carrier activity. The transcript is spliced from 4 exons. Lineage: Eukaryota; Viridiplantae; Streptophyta; Magnoliopsida; Dioscoreales; Dioscoreaceae. Gene Ontology annotation, cellular component: mitochondrion. Gene Ontology annotation, biological process: fatty acid biosynthetic process. The coding region runs from base 104 to 496 and encodes 130 amino acids. The record is from RefSeq and is a predicted model, not a curated record.
GGCAAUUCUCUCCCGUCUUCUCCAAAACCCUAAUCGCUUUGCCCAUUCCUCUGCCGUCAUUAACGCAUCUCGGAGGAAUCCCUAUUCUAGUUUAAGCUAAACCAUGCAACAUAUAAAGUCUUCUGUGCUGAGAUGUGUUCGAUUGAGCUGCAAUUCGCGGCUUGUUGUGGUUGGGGAUGGAGGGAGGAAUGCCGGCAAGCUGGCACGAUUGAUGUGCGGUUUUGCAAGCAAGAAUGGCUCUGAAGAGAUCACCUCGAGGGUUAUCGAGCUUGUCAAGAAGUUUGAUAGGUUGGAUGCCAUCAAGGUUACAGAAACAGCUGAUUUCCAGAAGGACCUCUCUUUGGACAGCUUGGACAGAGUGGAGCUGGUCAUGGCCCUUGAGCAGGAGUUCUCCAUUGAGAUUCCUGAUACAAAGGUAGAUAAUCUUAAAUGUUGCCAGGAUGUGGUGGAAUACAUCUUGUCUGAAUCUCAGUCUAACAAAGCCAAGGGCCCCUGAUAAACUUCAAAAAAAUCGUUAUCUGGUCUUCUUGCUCUUCUCUUCAGGAUUGCUGCGAAUGCUCGAUACCGGAUGAAGAUAGCUUCAUUGAGAUUGAACUAACUGAUGCAAGAAAUACGUCGUCAGAGGGACCGAAUUCAUCGGUGUUUGGGCAAAUAAGUGAAGGUUUUGUGUU